Daldinia caldariorum is the source of this 2479-nucleotide messenger RNA. Its product is annotated as general substrate transporter. Gene Ontology annotation, biological process: carbohydrate transport; transmembrane transport. Lineage: Eukaryota; Fungi; Ascomycota; Sordariomycetes; Xylariales; Hypoxylaceae. Gene Ontology annotation, cellular component: membrane. The record is from RefSeq and is a predicted model, not a curated record. Bases 313 to 1902 code for a protein of 529 amino acids. The transcript is spliced from 4 exons. Gene Ontology annotation, molecular function: carbohydrate:proton symporter activity.
ACAUCUGCACAUCUGCAGGUUAUAAGUUAGGUACCUUAGGUAUCUCGGUAGUGUUUGGUAGAUGUAGGGCAUGUAUUGUACGCUAGGUAGGUAGGUAUUGUAUUGUAUGUACCUCGAAAAACUUCCACCACUCGAAUCCUGAAUCCUGGCUACCCCAGCGACACACCCCUUUCGCAUAUAAUAAAGGAUCGACCCUCUCCCAUCUUCCAGUCCUACUUUUGUUUUUCGACAUGCUCUUCUUGCACAUCCGCAACUAACAACCUAAGCAAGUCAUAUGUGUCGCCAAUAGACCACGCGGGGUCUUAGACAACCAUGAAGAAGUUUGGCAAUAUUUAUCUUAUCGCGGCCACGUCCGUCAUCGGUGGCGCGCUGUUUGGUUUUGAUAUCUCAUCUAUGAGUGCUAUUAUCUCUACCGCCCCUUACAAGUGUCAAUUUAAUCAACAAGGCAACAGACCUGGAACCAAUGAGUGCCAGGGUCCGGACGAUGUCGUACAGGGUGGCAUCACCGCUGCCAUGCCCGGUGGUUCUUGGCUGGGUGCCCUCAUCUCUGGUGUUCUUACUGAUAUGUUCGGUCGAAAGACGUCUAUUCAGAUCGGUGCUGUUAUCUGGAUAAUCGGUUCUAUCAUUGUUUGCGCUUCCCAAAACAUCCCGAUGCUCAUUGUUGGUCGUAUCAUCAACGGUUUAAGCGUGGGUAUCUGCUCGGCUCAGGUCCCGGUCUACAUCUCCGAAUUGUCGCCGCCGUCUAAACGAGGCCGGUUUAUUGGAAUGCAACAAUGGGCCAUCACCUGGGGUAUUGCCAUCAUGUUCUUCGUGUGCUACGGCUCCAGUUUUAUCAGCGGAGCCGCCGCUUUCCGUCUGCCAUGGGGUCUACAAAUGAUUCCUGCCAUUCUACUCUUCUUUGGCUUAACAGUCCUCCCCGAAUCGCCUCGUUGGUUAGCGAAGCACGAUCGUUGGGAAGAGGCCAAGGCGGUACUUGUCCUGGUCCACGGCAAAGGAGACCCUGACUCUCAACUUGUCGCAAAGGAGAUGGCAGAAAUCAAGGAAGCGGUUGACUUCGAGCGUGCCAAUGCCGACGUGUCUUACAUCGAGUUAUUCCGACCUAAGAUGAUCAACCGAACUCACAUUGGUCUCUUCACGCAGAUUUGGUCACAACUCACCGGCAUGAACGUCAUGAUGUACUACAUCUCGUACAUCUUCACAAUGACGGGCUCUGGUGAUGAUGUGCUACUACCCAGCGGUAUCCAGUUCAUCAUCAACGUUGUCAUGACUAUUCCGGCUCUUAUUUGGCUCGACAGGUGGGGUCGUCGUCCGACUAUGCUUGUCGGCGCGUUCUUCAUGUGUCUUUGGCUUUGCAUCAAUGCUGGUCUAUUUGCCGUGUAUUCGCACCCGCCUGCCCCUCACCAGUUCGAUACUCCCGCCAUUUCUAUGGUUAUCAGUGGAAAGCCAGCCAAGGCCGUUAUUGCUAGCACCUACCUGUUCGUCGCCUCCUACGCGCCGACAUGGGGUCCCGCCUCUUGGACGUACCCGGCUGAGCUUUAUCCUCUUCGCGUGCGUGGUAAGGCAGUUGCUCUCGCCACAUCUGCUAACUGGGCCUUCAACUUCGCACUCGCAUAUUUCGUCCCUCCCGCAUUCGCGAGCAUCACCUGGAAGACAUACGUCCUCUUCGCCGUAUUCUGUUUCGCCAUGUUCUUCCACACGUUCUUCAUGUUCCCCGAGACCGCCAACAAGACCCUCGAGGAGAUCGCUGCUGUCUUCGAAGACAAGGGCCCCGGCUCCGUGAAAUACAUUGGUGUCCCGGCAUGGAAGACUCACAACGACCGUUCCAUCAUCAGGGUCGAGCGCAACCUGGUCAGCUCCGAGGAGAAGAUUGACAUUGAACACACUACUUCGGCUAAAAUGUAAAGGCUGAAGGGGGUUAUGUUGUAACGGCGCACCGGUCGCAUCGUCUAGGGAAAGUGGACAGGAGUGUUAGGAUGUUCCAGGACAUCGUAAUGGAUAGCGCGUUUUGGUAAAAUGCGCCUUGUGGAUUGUUCAGAGAGGCGUGUUUGAUAUGAAGUCUCAGGACAUAAAGAGGUUUAGUUAUUCCUUAUAAGUUUUGAACCCUCGAGUUUUUCAUCAGCUCGAGGCCAUAUACCCAUCUUAAAAUGAAUACAAUGAAUGCAUUUAAAAUCACAUAGUUUGUGUUUAUGGCUUGCCUCGUCGAAUAAUUAGUUGCUUUUUUUUAUAAAAAAAAAUCGAAGUUAUCUACCUCAGGUAGGUAGGAAUCUUGAGGAAUAAUUAGGUACCUAGAAUUGUUUUAGUUUAGUAAAUAUUCCUCAAGCCAGUGUGUGACAUUCCAUCGCUCGAAUUUUAGAAUAAUAAUAGGUCCCCGGUUUUAUUUCCAUCUCUCCGCCUUAAACCCAUUCCAAACCAACGCGUAAUCGCUGAAGAAUUAGGUACUAAACAACAAUUGGGCCAACCAAUAGAAUAGGUACUUCGG